Molecule: messenger RNA, 786 nt
Organism: Humulus lupulus (European hop)
Lineage: Eukaryota; Viridiplantae; Streptophyta; Magnoliopsida; Rosales; Cannabaceae
Exons: 4
Coding region: 1-786 (261 amino acids)
Source: RefSeq, a predicted model, not a curated record
AUGGUUGAUAAGGAGAAGGAAUUGAGUGGGUCAAAUGUUAUUGAGAACCUAGAGAAGCAGCCAAAAAUAAGCAUAGAUGACCAUAUCAAGAUCCCAUAUCGUCAAAGGAUUCACAAGAAUAAGCUUGACAAGCAGAUUUCUAAAUUUUUGGAUAUCUUUCGAAAGCUUCACAUCAACAUUCCUUUUGUCGAAGCACUUGAACAGAUGUCGAGUUAUGUGAAGUUUAUGAAAGAAAUUUUGACGAAGAAAAGGAAACUAGAGGAUUAUGAGAUAGUGGCACUUUCUGAGGAGUGCAGUGCGAUACUUCAAAAGAAGCUACCUCCCAAGCUUAAAGAUCCUAGUAGUUUCAAUAUUCCAUGCUCUAUAAGGGGUUCAAUAGAUACCAAGGCUUUAUGUGAUUUGGGGGCUAAUCACUUUGUAAAGCAUCCUAGGGGUAUUAUCGAGGAUGUUCUAGUAAAGGUGGACAAAUUCAUUUUCCCUGGAGAUUUUAUUAUUCUUAAUAUGGAGGAAGAUGAAAAUAUUUCAAUUAUUCUUGCAAGGCCAUUUUUAGCAAUUGGUAGGGCCUUAAUAGAUGUGCAAAAAGAAGAGUUGAAGUUGCGAGUGCACAAAGAAGAGGUAACAUUUAAUGUUUUUUGCAGCAACGGAGGUUCUGAGUUUUGUCAUGUGAGUUUGUGUCUUUUGCUCGAGGACAAGCAAAGAGUCGAUGAUAUGAAUCCUGAGCAAAAUGUGAAAAGAAGAAGAAAUGGUGGGAAAUGGAGCCUUUGGUGGUUGUUCGAGUCAAAUUAG